AUGUUCAAGAUCCCUUGCACCUACAACGUCGCCCCGAAGAAGCGCGGCGUCCAGACCGGCCUGAUCCGAACCCUGGAGCUCGCCCUUGUCUGGCUGUUUGACCAGGUUCCCGGAACAGAAGACAAGCUGGCCGCUCUGCUGGCUCAAGAAGGCGGGAGCGGACAGUCUCUCUUGCUGGAUAAGGACAGCGACGCCGGUAAUCGCCUUCACAAGAGGUGGAGGAGGUGUCGAGUUCACAAAGACAUUGACCGACUCCUCUCCGGCAAAGACGGCGUAAGUCCACGCCAGGACACAUCUGGCGACGACUCGGACGCAGAUGCCGACGCCCGCAACAAGCGCAACGGCGACACUCCCCCAGACGGCACCGAACCCUCUCCUCAACCGACCGCCACCGAUCCGAAAUCAGAAGCCACUCCAACGGAACCUGCCCCAAGGCACCGUCAUGCAUCGACAUCUCGGCGAAGGUUCAAGCUGCCAAGAAACUUUCCUCGGUUACUCUCAGUGUAUUACUCCUAUACCCACAGCUGGAUUCCAAUAUUGAACCCAAAGGAAUCGCUCGACAGCACGGCGGCUUCCUAUCCACCCGACGGUUUCGAUAUUGACCCAGAAGACUCCAGCACCAGCGCGGCACACGCUGAACUCUGGUGUGCUCUUGCUGUUGGGGCUUUCCAGGAUGCAACUUCGUCAUAUAGUUCAGGGGGGCCCGAACCUCCGGACCGGCCCAGCCUGAUACUAGCAGCUGCGCGCAGCCUUAUACCGGUCGAGACUGAGAUGGCUCUGGGCCACGUGAAGGCCCUACUUGUAUUGUCAUUAGUCAAGUUGGGCCAGGACAAUGCCGGAGCAGCCUCUCUACUCAUAGGUCUGGCCGUCCGAGGCGGCAUGGCCUUGACGGACAGACAAGCCCGAGACAGGCACCGUGACUCCUUUUCGGGCCACUCGACAUCUUCGACGGAUGAUUCAUAUUCCAACUCUCUGGACCGUGUCCUGAAAACCUGCCUCAUGCUCGAUACCAUAGUAUCUCUGAGGCUUGGCCAAACACCUCACAUGAGAACAAACGAUAUGAAGGAGAAGACUACAGAAGAGACGGGACCCGAGGAAUGGGCUCCGUGGGUGCCCCGGGCUGGAUUCGGAACCGGGAAUGCCGAGGGCGCCGCCCAGCCCGUGCAGUCCUUGAGUUCGUUCAAUCAGCUCUACCAGUUCUUCCGCACUCUGAAUCAGGCCGUUGAGUCGGGGAGUGCAGGUCCCAAGAUCGGCGCCGCGAAUCUUGUUCAAGCACUCGAUCCCCGUUUCUCGUUUUGCAAUUCUGUAGUCUUCGGAGCCUCGACGAUACCCAUACUGCCCUCGGCCUUUCUGAUACAGGCCACCUUCCUUAGUGCAACGCUGACUCUGAUGGCCGAUGCUCGGGUCUCUCUGAUAUGGAGCCUGAUGGAGGUCCUGGAGAGCUCCAUCUCUUACUUUGGCGCAGCCGGCGUCUCGCCGCUCCUCGUCACCUAUAUGAGCAUUGCUAGCACUAAAACCUGCGUCCGCGCUCUCCGGGACGAUGACAAGACCCGGUGGAACUCGCUGAUGGUAGAUCUCAUGUCAGUUUGGCAAGAUCGGACGUCAAAUAGGGAACAUUCCCCCUUGGACGCGGAACAGAGCGAUCAAACGCCAACACGCGUCGAGUCUGCAACCCCGCAGCUUGCCCGGCAGGCGGCUUCUGUUCGACGAAACUCCCAAUACCCGUUUCCUAUGAACCCGAACUCUUACCACCCCAACAGCAGCGGCUUUCUACAGACGGCCUCUUCCGCUAGUCCUUCGACGGCGAGAACGAUGCCCUUCACUCCCGGGAGCCAGUUGGAUACGUUCCCUUCGGGCUUCAUGGGGCACCUGCCCUCCGCCCAGGCAUCCUACCUGAUGGGACAAGGGGCUCACGGCGUUGAUUACGAUGCCAUCAUGGAUGAACUCGCUUCCAUCGACUGCACGGAUAGCAUGGAGAGCGACCCGCAGUUUAUGGCCAAUCUCGGCUUCGCUCCAGGAUCAGACUUAACUGACAUGCUCCGAGGGGAGUAUGGUGGGAUGUGA
Molecule: messenger RNA, 2064 nt
Organism: Colletotrichum higginsianum IMI 349063
Lineage: Eukaryota; Fungi; Ascomycota; Sordariomycetes; Glomerellales; Glomerellaceae
Product: Quinic acid utilization activator
Exons: 2
Coding region: 1-2064 (687 amino acids)
Biological process (GO): positive regulation of transcription by RNA polymerase II; DNA-templated transcription
Molecular function (GO): DNA-binding transcription factor activity; zinc ion binding; DNA binding
Source: RefSeq, a predicted model, not a curated record